Messenger RNA from Cyclospora cayetanensis, 734 nucleotides. Its product is annotated as alpha-protein kinase 1-like. The record is from RefSeq and is a predicted model, not a curated record. Lineage: Eukaryota; Apicomplexa; Conoidasida; Eucoccidiorida; Eimeriidae.
AUGCGAGCUCCAACAUUCUCAGGCGCCCCGAGGAGGCCAUCCGUGAAGUUGCGAGGGGCCGGCAAGGCAGGGGAGAAGGGCCCCCAACCUGAAGGGGGGCCCUCUGCAGCUGACGCCGAUGCAACGCCGGCUGCAGAGUCUCUUACAGUGUCAAUCACCGAGGAAACAGCAGCCAGCACCAACAGCAACAGCAGCAGCACCAACAGCAACAGCAGCGGCACCAACAGCAACAGCAACAGCAGCACCAACAGCAACAGCACCAACAGCAACAGCAGCAGCACAACAGCAACAGCAACAGCACCAACAGUAACAGCAGCAACAGCAACAGCGACAGCAACACCAACGGCAGCAGCACCAACAGCACCAACAGCAGCAGCACCAACAGCAACAGCAGCAGCACCAACAGCAGCACCAACAGCAGCAGCGACAGCAGCACCAACAGCAGCAGCCCAACACCAACAGCAGCAGCAUCACCAACAGCAACAGCAGCACCAACAGCAACAGCAGUAGCACCAACAGCAACAGCAACAGCAGCACCAACAGCAACAGCAACAGCAGCACCAACAGCAGCACCAACAGCAACAGCAGCACCAACAGCAGCAGCACCAGCAGCAACAGCAGCAGCAGCAACAACAGCAACAGCAGCGGCAGCAACAGCAGCAACAACAACAGCACCAACAACAACAGCAGCAGCAACAACACAAACAACCGCAGCAGCACUGGCAGCAACAGCA